AUGCCGAACCAACAGGCCUCCCACCACCACCCUGCGAAACCGCCCGAUUCUCCCGUCGACGACUCCGAUUCUGACCUCGAGAUCGACCUUCAGGAGCUGGACCCCCAGAGCACCUCGUCCCAGCAGCCGCUACGCGGCUCUGCCGAGUCCCACGCCCGCGAAUUUGCGGAACACCGAAGCUCUCCCAGGAUACCUCUGCGCAAUCUCCGCAUGGGGGGUUUGCGUCGCUCGAGGGACCGAGGACAAUAUGGCGAGUUGGGACACCGAAGGGAUGGGAGCAGCGACCAGUCUGCCGGCCUGUUGACAUCCGGGGAGAGGGAGGCCUCGAGCUCUAGGUUCGAAGACAGCGAUAGACACGGGGACGACGAUGCUCCUCUGCUGCCGGACUCUGAACAGGGUCGUCGAAGACCUGGGAGCCACCAGCGUCUCAAGAGUAUCACUGGCGCGCUGCGGCUUCCCAGCUUCAUGUCCGGCUCGAGCAAUGUUUCAGACCCGAGACAGCCGCCGCCGGAAGAUGAUGAAGGACAGGAGGAUCAUGAUCCGUCCGGCUCUAGGCUCGUCGCCGUUGGCUCAGCACAGUCAGCUCGCUUCCCGCCAAACGCCGUGUCUAAUGCAAAGUACACGGCAUGGUCGUUUUUGCCCAUUACGCUCUAUAACGAAUUCUCUUUCUUCUUCAACAUGUACUUUCUUCUUGUAGCGCUUUCACAGGCCAUUCCUCCUUUAAGGAUAGGGUACAUAUCGACGUAUAUCGCCCCUCUGGCUUUUGUUCUCAUGAUCACACUGGGGAAGGAGGCACACGACGACAUUGCCAGGCGCCGCAGGGACAGCGAGGCAAACUCGGAACCAUACACCACCAUACAGUUUGACGAACCAGGUGUCAAGGUGAAAAACGGCAGGUCGAGGAAGAAGCUGAAGUCGGCAGCGUCACGCAAGGCACAGCUGAGACUGAGCGAGAGGGAUAGGCUCUCUGACAUACAAGAGGAGGAGUUGGCCGAGAGUGAGGGAGCUGGCAAGGGUGCUUCUUCCCAUAUCAGGGAGGUGGUGAAAGCAUCCAAGGACUUGAAGGUUGGCGACGUCUUGAGGUUAACGAAGGGCCAAAGGGUGCCGGCCGAUGUCGUUAUUCUACAAUGUCUGGCCUCGGAAGCUACUGCCCCCACGCCGAUGGCACCGAAACCGGCUGAGCCCGAACUCCUAACACUGGAUGAUGCAUCAGGCAACGGGGGAGCAUCUCAACCCCGAAAUUAUGGGGUCAGUGAUGGUGAUAGUUCUCAGGCAGGUGCGGGUGGUGAAACCUUCAUCAGGACAGAUCAACUAGAUGGUGAGACCGACUGGAAGUUGCGUAUUGCAUCCCCUCUUUCUCAAACCCUGGCCCCAGAGGAACUUGUCAGGUUUAGGGUCACGGCUGGAAAGCCUGACAAGAAGGUCAACGAGUUUGUGGGAACUUUGGAGCUUUUGCCAAGCAGACAAGAUGCCAUGAGCCCUGGCGCAAGAUUACCGAACGGGGACGAGCUGGCGAACACGGCACCCCUUACGAUUGACAACACAGCCUGGGCCAAUACGGUCAUUGCGUCCAGUGCGGUAACCUUGGCCGUGAUUGUCUAUACCGGACCACAAACUCGUUCUGCGCUGUCGACAUCUCCCUCUCGAUCAAAAACUGGUCUUCUCGAGUACGAGAUCAACUCUCUUACAAAGAUUCUCUGUGCUCUUACUCUGGCACUAUCGAUAAUCCUGGUUGCUUUCCAAGGCUUUACCAACGCGGAGGGCAACGUGUGGUACAUCAAGAUCAUGCGCUUCCUGGUUCUGUUUUCCACCAUUGUUCCGAUCAGUCUCCGAGUGAAUCUGGACCUCGGCAAGAGUGUUUACUCGUGGUUCAUUCAACGCGAUCCAGGCAUGCCAGGAGCCGUGGUGAGGACCAGCACGAUACCGGAAGAUCUUGGAAGAAUCGAGUAUCUAUUGAGCGACAAAACCGGCACACUUACUCAGAACGAGAUGGAAAUGAAAAAGAUUCACAUUGGCACGGUCUCAUACGCCAACGAGGCAAUGGAUGAGGUGUCUUCCUACAUCAAACAAGGCUUUCAUGUCCAGCCAACCUUGUCUGACGCUUCGGACAGCACGCAGCUUGUCACACCAUCAUCAACAUUUACCAAUGCAGCAGCCAGUGGUACCACGCGUACCCGCCGUGAGAUCGGUGCCCGAGUUCGUGAUGUUGUUCUGGCUCUGGCUCUCUGUCACAACGUCACACCUACCACGGAUGAGGAAGAUGGCCAGACCGUCACUUCAUAUCAGGCAUCGUCUCCCGAUGAGAUCGCCAUCGUGAAGUGGACCGAGGCGGUUGGCCUGAGGUUGACGUACCGAGAUCGACAGAGCAUGACUCUCAGCUUUUCCGAGACGGGGAAGACUGUAGUUCAUGUACGAAUUCUCGACAUAUUCCCCUUCACGUCAGAGGGAAAGCGCAUGGGUGUUAUCGUACAAUUCUUCGAGCGCCCUAACGAGAUUGGCACUGGGGAGACCUGGUUCUAUCAAAAGGGUGCCGACACGGUAAUGAGUUCCAUCGUGGCCGCAAACGAUUGGCUCGAUGAGGAGACUGCAAACAUGGCCCGGGAAGGUCUACGUACACUGGUCGUCGGUCGUAAGCGGCUCUCAGUGGAACAAUACCGUGAGUUCUCUAGCAAAUACCAAGAAGCAUCGCUUGCCAUCAACGGCCGAGAUGCAGGCAUGCAAAAGGUCGUGUCACAGUACCUCGAGCGGGACCUGGAGCUGCUCGGAGUGACGGGAGUCGAGGACAAGCUGCAAAAAGAUGUCAAGCCGUCACUGGAACUUCUACGCAACGCCGGUAUCAAGAUUUGGAUGUUGACGGGUGACAAGGUCGAGACGGCUCGCUGCGUUGCCGUCAGCUCCAAACUGGUCGCGCGUGGCCAGUAUAUCUAUACCUUGGCCAAGAUGAAACGGUCUGAUAGCGCUCAAGACCACCUCGACUUUUUACGGAAUAAGACGGACGCGUGUCUGCUCAUCGACGGCGAGAGUUUAGCUCUGCUACUGCAACACCACCGAUUGGAUUUUGUGUCUGUUGCAGUGCGUCUACCGACAGUGGUAGCUUGCCGAUGCUCUCCGACGCAAAAGGCCGAGGUAGCACGGCUCAUCAAGGAUUAUACUCGCAAACGUGUCUGUUGUAUCGGAGACGGUGGCAACGACGUUUCCAUGAUUCAAGCCGCCGAUGUUGGUGUCGGUAUCGUAGGCAAGGAGGGACGACAGGCCAGUCUGGCAGCCGACUUUUCCAUCGAGCAAUUCCACCACCUCACCAAGCUUCUUGUAUGGCAUGGUCGUAACAGCUACAAGCGGAGUGCCAAGCUCGCUCAGUUCGUCAUUCAUCGUGGUCUUAUUAUUGCAGUCUGUCAGACCAUGUACAGUAUUGCCAUGCAUUUCGAGCCGGAUGGCUUGUACAAGGAUUGGCUACUGGUCGGGUAUGCCACAAUGUAUACCGCAUUCCCCGUGCUCUCUCUGGUUCUCGACAAGGACGUAGAUGAGAACCUUGCAAAUAUUUACCCGGAACUGUACAAGGAGCUCACUUCGGGUCGGUCGCUCUCAUAUCGGACCUUUUUCGUCUGGGUCUUGGUCUCAAUCUAUCAGGGAGGCAUCAUCCAGGGCCUCUCGCAGCUGCUUACCGAGGUUGACGGCCCCAAGAUGGUGGCAGUCAGUUUUACAGUCUUGGUGCUCAACGAACUGCUCAUGGUAGCCAUAGAAAUCACGACCUGGCAUCCUGUAAUGAUCGUAUCGAUAGUUGGCACAUUCCUUGUCUACAUGGGCUCGAUACCUUUCUUGUCGGGGUAUUUUGAUCUCAAGUUCAUGAUUACAUUGGACUUCUUGUGGCGAGUGUUGGCCAUCCUCGCCAUCUCCCUCAUACCCCCCUAUGUCGGGAAGCUCAUCAGGAGGACCAUGAAGCCGCCAUCUUACAGGAAGGUGCAAGGUAUAUGAUUGGCGAUGAAAUACUAUUUUCUUUUUCCUCGUUUUUUUUUCACUACAGAGUAUGUUUACUAGCUGCAUUACAUGGCGUCUGCAAGAUCAUCGGCGGGUUUUUAGUCUUUUCGUAUGUAUUCACCGCUGCAAGCAUAGAUAUCCUUCAUGAAGUAUAA
This is a messenger RNA of Pyricularia grisea, 4130 nucleotides long. RefSeq lists its product as uncharacterized. Gene Ontology annotation, biological process: retrograde vesicle-mediated transport, Golgi to endoplasmic reticulum; phospholipid translocation; endocytosis. Gene Ontology annotation, molecular function: ATP binding; ATPase-coupled intramembrane lipid carrier activity; magnesium ion binding. Lineage: Eukaryota; Fungi; Ascomycota; Sordariomycetes; Magnaporthales; Pyriculariaceae. The record is from RefSeq and is a predicted model, not a curated record. Bases 1 to 3972 code for a protein of 1323 amino acids. The transcript has 3 exons. Gene Ontology annotation, cellular component: plasma membrane; trans-Golgi network; endosome.